Molecule: messenger RNA, 1304 nt
Organism: Acaromyces ingoldii
Lineage: Eukaryota; Fungi; Basidiomycota; Exobasidiomycetes; Exobasidiales; Cryptobasidiaceae
Product: UPF0029-domain-containing protein
Exons: 2
Coding region: 58-1242 (394 amino acids)
Biological process (GO): regulation of translational initiation
Cellular component (GO): cytoplasm
Molecular function (GO): protein binding
Source: RefSeq, a predicted model, not a curated record
CGUGUCUCGGAGCUUUAAGGUUGGCAAAGCAGCUUCUUGGCCCUUUCUUCCUUUUCGAUGGGUUCCGUCGAAGAGCUCGUCAAGGAGCUAGAAGCGUUCGCAGCUUCCACGACGGCGGGCGCAGGAUUGCAAGACAACCCGUCACUGCCUCCUCUGCAUGAACAGAAAGAGGCAGCACAGCAAGUAGCAGAGGAGCUUAUCGCUCUCCAGUCCAUCUUUGGCGAGGAUAACGUGCAGCUGCUUCAACUUCGACGACCAACCGAUGCAAUAGCCCAUUCGAGACCACAGAAACCAGCCUCAGAUACCGAAACCAGCGAGAGCUGGGAUCCCGAAGUGACCAUCAGAUUGUGCAUUGCCUUUCAAAUUGAUGCCGAGAUACCAGACAGCGACGAGCCCCCAUUGGUGCGUCUGUCGGCUACUCUCCCGCCCUCUUACCCGAUAGACGAGCACGCACCCCAGCUGCAGCUUCUCAAUCGCUACAUCGGUGCACAUGGCGUUGAUCACAGCCUAUUUGGCUGUGUUCUCCGCGUAUUCAUGGAGGGAGCGGGGGCCGACGAUAGUCGUCAAGGUCUUUGGCAGCCGGGGAACGUCGCUCUUUUUGAUGGCAUAGAGAAAGUGAGGGAACUCGUGCAGUCAUGGUACGAAGAACGAGAGGGCGAGAGGGUAGCGAGACGCCUGGCAGACGAUUCGCAUCGCUCGCAAUCCAUCACCUCGUUUGAUCCAGACGAUAAGCGAGAGGAUGAAGCUGACAGCGCUAUGGAUGUGGGGACAGGCGAGCCAGAGCGACAGAAGUUCGAGAUCAUAAGCUCGCCUCCAAUCGCCGAGCGCAAAAGCGUCUUUGUCGGUCAUGUAGCGAGAAUAAAAGACUCCUCGCAGGUGCCGCUCAUCAUUGAGCAGCUCCUUCAAGAUCGCAAAAUUGCCCGUGCGACGCAUCCGGUCAUUCACGCAUGGGUAUGCAAGCCAGACGGCGGCGGGACCGUCCACCGCGACUGCGACGACGACGGCGAAACGGCAGCAGGAGGGCGGCUUGCUCAUUUACUCGAUCUGCUCCAUCUCGAAAAUGUCGUCGUUGUGGUGACGAGAUGGUACGGCGGAGUGCAAUUAGGCGCCGACCGUUUCAAGCUCAUCAACCGAGCCGCUAGAGACGCGCUCGAGGUUGCGCGCCUCGUCGAUGGCCCUCUCAAUCCGAGCGAAGAGGCCCAAAGGGGCAUUUCAAAGAAGCAGCAGACGAGCAGACGAUGAUCCAUGACAUGUUGUCUAUUGUAAUAAUACCAUUUUAUCGAGCAAUGCAGUCUUGUUGAGAC